Messenger RNA from Saccoglossus kowalevskii, 2553 nucleotides. RefSeq names its product patched domain-containing protein 3-like. Gene Ontology annotation, cellular component: membrane. Lineage: Eukaryota; Metazoa; Hemichordata; Enteropneusta; Harrimaniidae. The record is from RefSeq and is a predicted model, not a curated record.
AUGUCCACUCAGUCAGAAACAGACUACGGCCAAGGCGGGGAGACGUCGAUGGCGUUUGAUUGCAUAGAGGACCGUUUAAAACGUAUUUUAUAUCACCACGGUAACGUUGUCGGUAAACGUCCUUUACUGUUCAUAAUUUUGCCAGUUUUGUUUUCUCUUUUACUGGCGUUAGGUGGUCUAUGUUUUCGCUUUAAUAACGACGUGGAAUACCUAUUCACUCCGAUAAAUGGGCCGGCGAAAAGGCACAGGGAACAAGUCCAGAUGUAUUUUCCGAUGAAUUAUGAUAAUCACUUUCUCCCAAAUCGACAGAACGACGUCGGGAGAUACGUCAGUGUUUAUGUCACUACAGAGACCUGGGAUGGAAACAUUCUGACAGCGGAAAUAUUGGAUGAAAUAUUGAAACUCCACAAAAACAUCAUAACUGUCAAGACAACAUGCGACGACAAAGUGUAUUCUUACGGGGAGCUAUGCGCCAAGUGGAAUUCUAAGUGUGUACCACCGAAUCCAAUAUUUGAUAUUUAUAACUAUCAGGCUAAACAUAUUAUGAAUUUCACCUACCCACUCUUGGUGUCGGAGGCAAAUACCAAACAUUUCAUCGGCGGCAGCCUGGGAGGUGUCCAAUUCUAUGACAACACCAGUAUCGUGAAAUCAGCGACGGCCAUAACGCUGUACUACCCUCUCAAACCUUCUCCCAAAGACAUCGAUUUGGCGAGUGGUAAACUGGAAGAAGCUUUUUUUGAAAUGGCAAUCAAAUAUAAACCAGCUAAAAUCAGUUUCACUUUUACGAUGUCCCAGGCAUUAGCCAAUGACCUUGACGAGAUGACAGUGCGAAUGAUUCCAAGAAUGGUACUGUCCUUCGCUGUUUUGACAGUGUUCUCAGUGCUCUCGUUAAUGAUGAUGGACUGGGUAACUAGUAAACCUAUACUUGGAUGUUUGGGAGUAGUAUCAGCAUUAUUGGCAAUAGUGUCGACCGUCGGUCUUUUGAGUUUGUGUGGUGUACCAUUUAUACAUUUGAAUAUUGCCAUGCCGUUUCUAACACUUGGUAUUGGGGUUGAUGAUAUGUUUAUAAUGGUAGCGUCAUGGCGAACCACAUCACGACAUAACAGCGUUGCUGAUCGAAUGGCGGAGACAUUUUCCGAAGCGGCACUGUCUAUAACAAUUACCAGCAUCACCGAUGUAUUGGCGUUUGGAAUCGGAGCUAUUUCAACUUUUCCAUCAGUUCAGAUAUUCUGUUGUUAUUGCGGCGUUGCCAUUCUAUUUGAUUAUUUAUUUCAAAUUACUUUUUUCGCUGGAUGUAUGGCUCUCAUUGGGCGGCGUGAACAUAGCAAUAGACAUUGCCUCACGUAUCGAAAAGUUGUACCAAGAAGAGAAACAUCGUCGGUAUGUUAUCGCUUAUUUUGCGCUGGUGGUGUCAGUAAGAAACUGGACAAAGAUAAAAAGGUACACGAACACAUAAUGGUGACAUUCUUUGACAAGUACUAUGGCCCAUUCAUUACUCUUCCUUGGAUGAAGUUCUUCACGCUGAUCUUCUUUUUAGGGUACCUAGCGGGAGCGGUUUGGGGGUGUAUGCAGAUACAUGAGGGUUUGCAGCCACGCCAGCUAGCGCUUGAAGAUUCGUACAGUUCAUAUUAUUACAACAUGGAGGAACGUCAUUUUAAUGAGUAUGGACCCAUAGUGCAGGUGGUUGUUGAUUCAAAGCAGCGAUAUUCCAAUAAACAGACACAGAAUGAGAUAGAACAAGUCUUGACGAAAUACGAAAAUGAUAAAUAUUUUUACAACCACAUUACCCAAUCAUGGUUGAGAGACUAUAUAGUCUUCAUCGACCAAAACGGAUUAAAUUACACCAAUGAGGAAACUUUCAUAUUUCAUUUAAAGAGUAACUUUCUAACUCAUCCUUUGUAUAAACAUUAUGUAUCGGAUAUCACCUUUGAAAACAGUACUAUUGUAUCCUCUCGAUUCUUGGUUGUUUCUCAUUUUGUUAAUGAGGUUACGGAACUUCAGGGUUUCUUGCAUCGAUGCAGGGAUAUUGCGGGAAAUUCCAGCAUUUCCAUGUUUGCCUAUCAUCCAACAUUCGUUUUCAACGACCAUUUUGAUGCUAUUUUACCCACCGUUAUUCAAAAUGUUUUAGUUGCCGCUGUUGGUAUGAUGGCGGUUUCUUUAAUCCUGAUUCCUCGUCCCAUAUGCUCUCUUUACAUCACUGUUACCAUAGCAUCAAUUGUAGUCGGUGUUAUGGGUUAUAUGUCACUGUGGGGUGUUGGCUUAGACUUUGUUUCUAUGCAUGCUUUCUACAUUAUCGCAAUUGUUGCCAUGUCAACAGCAAAUUCUUACGUGUUCAGGGCAGUUUUUAAAACUCUGUUCUUCGGAAUUUUCUGGGGAGGAGUACAUGGGCUUUUAUUUUUACCAGUUCUCUUGUCUGUGAUUGGUCCAAAGGGUUCCAGAAAACCGGUGACCAAUGGCAAGAUGUAUGAUUAUGAUAUUUCCAACCGUCAAAUGUUGAGAUUUUGGGCGACACAAGAAAAAUAUGUAGUGGAUCUGCAGGUAUCGACAGUUUGA